UAAACCACCCGAUCAAAUGGGAUGGGCAAUGCAUAUACUCGAGGUCCUCAGGAGAAAUCGGAGGACUAAGUUGAAGAAGGUUCACAUUAAAUGUGGGGUGACAAAGGAACAACUAUUGGCCAAGACAGGGUAAUGGACGACCAGUGGACGGAGAUAGUUACCUAUUGGUUUGAUGAGAAAACUGUGACAUUGAGUAACAAGAACAAGGUCAAUCGAGGUUUACGGAAGGAGAUUGCAACGUCUGGGGCUCAAAGUUUUGCACAAAUUUCUGAUGACAUGACGAAAGCUAACUGGGCUCCAGUCGAGCGUGCAGACGUGUAUCUAAAAGUAUACCAUAGGAGAGAUGGGACUGCUGUUACUCCCCACGCGCAAGAGAACAUAAAUAGGAUGGAAGAACUUUUGAGGCAAGAGGGCAUGCAACUACAAGGAGAGCCUGGUAGCGGAGAUCUCUGGUCCAAAGACGAUGCCUAUGCUCAGGUGUUUGGUCCAAAGUGCCUCGGACGUGUAUGUGGGGUGGGAUUUGGAAUCACUCCAUCUGGAAGAAGUGCCACGACUGUUUCACAGUUUACCUCGACUCCAUCGUUGCUAAGCAAAACAACCUAAAGGAUUUUGGAGUUCGAGAACAACUCCUCUAGACUGACUGAGCAACUAGCCCAAGUACAAGAACAACUCUCCCUGUCAGAAGCAAGACACCAAGAAUUAGAAGCAAGGCACCAACAGCAAAUGGCCGAAGUGAUGAAGCGCAUGAAUGCAAUGUUCGCCCAACUUAGCCAAGGUGCAUGUGAUUUGGAUAUGUCUCAGGUACCAAAUUGAAGGUAAUUGGUUGUACCAUGAUACUUGCUGGGAACUAGAUGAUGAAGUACCAUAAUGCUUGCUGACAAUUUUUUGUGAUGUAAAAAAUCCUUGAGGGAUAUGCAUUUUGUGAUGUAAAAAUCUGUU
Quercus lobata is the source of this 939-nucleotide messenger RNA. RefSeq lists its product as uncharacterized. The coding region runs from base 91 to 603 and encodes 170 amino acids. NCBI's taxonomy places the organism in Eukaryota, Viridiplantae, Streptophyta, Magnoliopsida, Fagales, Fagaceae. The transcript has 5 exons. The record is from RefSeq and is a predicted model, not a curated record.